GGGAUCAGAGCGGUGCGCGGGGCUGGUCCUGUCCCGAGCGGAGUGCGCGUCCAGUGGGGGCUUCGUCUGCGUCUGUCCCGGGCUCCAGUGCACUUUCCCCCGCUUGUUCUUCUCUUGACAGCGGCGUGUGGAGCGGAUACAACACUGUGAAACAAGAUGGACAUCGAAAAAGAAGUGAAAAAGAUGACGCUGGGACAUGAGUUCGGGGCUGGAGCUUUGUGUCUUAAAUGUAAAGACAAAUGUGAAGGCUUCGAGCUGCACUUCUGGAGGAAGAUCUGUCGUAACUGUAAGUGCGGCCUGACGGAGCACGACGUCCAGAUGGAGUCAGAGGAAGACAAGAAAGUGGGAAAACUAUUCGAGGACACGAAGUACACAGGUCUUAUUGCCAAACUAAAGCGUGACGGGAUCCCAGGACAGCAGUCCAAGAUGUCUAUGACCAUCAGUGUCCCAGCCUCCUCCAUGGCCCACAUCGUGCCCCCCUCCCUGGGCACCUCCUCCCUGGUGCCCCCCUCCCAGCUCCACCCAAACGCCUCUCCCUCCAGCUCUGGCUACUCCUCCGUCAGCUCCUCCACGGGCUCCAUCCCCGGGGCUGUGGCUGGUACUGGGUCUGGUGCAGGAUCUGGGCCAGGUUUUGGGUCUACAGGCGGUCCCGGGUCUGUUGGAGGAUCUCAACCAGGUUUUGGGUCUUCAGGAGGUCCAGGGACUACAGCAGGAUCUAGGCCAGGUUUUGGGUCUCCCGGAGGUCCAGGGUCUGUUGGAGGAUCUCAGCCAGGUUUUGGAUCUUCAGGAGGUCCAGGAUCUAUAGGAGGAUCUGGACCAGGUUUUGGGUCUGCUGGUGGUCCAGGGUCUACAUCAGGAUCAGGGCCAGGUUUUGGGUCUACAGGAGGAAGAGGGCCAAGUUUCGGUUCUUCAGGAGGUCCAGGGUCUGCUGCCGGAUCCGGGCCAGGUUUUGGGUCUACAGGACGUCCGGGUUCCACAGGGGGUCCAGGUCUUGGUCCUGGGGGGGUCUCAGUGAAUCUAACCCCAGUCAAGGCCAGUGCGAUGCCGGUCUCUGUCUCCUCUUCAUCGUCUUCUGUGGAGCAGGUUCCUAAAGACACUCCCAUGAAGUCUGUGACCUUCGAGUGGGCUCCUCCCGUCGCCAACAAACACGUGGCGAUCCGUUACAUCGAGCUCCUCCCCCCCGAGAGGCGCCCCAUCGCAGGUACUCCAGGCGCGGCGUACCGGAGGCAGCAGAUGGCCAAACAGCUCCCGGAACACGACCAGGAUCCAAACAAGUGCCACGAUCUGAGCCCGGCCGAGGUCAAGCAGAUGCAGCAGUACGUGCGGAAGUACAAGGACGAGGCUCUGGGGGUGGGCGAUGUGUGUCUGCCCCAAGAGGUGGCACAGGCCGCAGGUAGAGGAGAGCUGGGUGGUGGGGUCGGACCUGGAGGUGCUGGAGCUGGAGCUGGGUCUGGACCAGGAUCUGGACCAGGAUCUGGGGAAGGGCUCGGAGGAGGGAGUGUGGGGACAGCAGCCGCAGCAGGAGCAAUCGGAGCUGGAGGACAACAAAACUUUACGUGUCAUCAGUGCCGUGGGCCAAUGAGAGUGGGCGACCCUGCCGUGUACGCGGAGAGGGCGGGCUACGACAAAAUGUGGCACCCAGCGUGUUUCGUCUGCGUCACCUGUCAGGAGCUGCUCGUCGACAUGAUCUACUUCUGGAAGAAAGGGAAGAUGUUCUGCGGCCGUCACUAUGGCGACAGCGAGAAGCCGCGCUGUGCCGGCUGUGACGAGCUGAUCUUCAGUAACGAGUACACUCAGGCCGAGGGGCAUGACUGGCACCUGAAGCAUUUCUGCUGCUUCGAAUGCGACUGUGUUUUAGCCGGAGAGACGUACGUGAUGGAGGAGGAGAAACCAGUGUGUAAGCCCUGCUACAUGAAGAACUACGCUAUGAAAUGCUCUUCGUGUCAGUCCCCCAUAGAACCAGAGGCUCAGAGAGUGUCCUAUGGCGCCCACUGCUGGCACGCUCAGCCCGAGUGCUUCCAGUGCUCCGGCUGCUCCCAGUGCCUCAUGGGAAAACGCUUCAUGGCCGUUCAGAACCACCUCUUCUGCUCCGUCGAAUGCAAGAAGAAAAUCAUCACCUAAAAAUCACCAACAAACAAAUAAACGUCAACAAUGAAUCAGGACCAAACUGGAAUCGGGCGCAGUGGUGACUUUAGGAUUUUAAAACACGAUGAUGACACAUAUUAGGCGGGUUGUGUUGGGGAAGCAGAGCAAUAACGUCUUGAAUGCAGGAAAAAAAUAGUUCAUACAAUCCCCAAACAAAAACACAUCUCUAUUCUUCUGUUAGUGCGUAUUUAGUACUGUAGAACCAGGUAACGCUGUUUCUUGUUCACUUUUGUAUUUUCAGCCUUUUCCUCAGGUCUCUUUCUAGUCACUGUUUUCUACUUAUAAUUGAUUAGCAUUUUUAUGUUUUUUUACAAUAAUAUUUUGCAGUUUCAAAUCAUUUUUCUAUCAUUUUUACUUCUGAAAUAAUACAAGAUCUCAGUAUUAAAUAAAAAAGACUUCCAAGUUCUUCCAAAUCAGUGUUGAAUGUAAAACCGAACCGUUUUCCAUAGAAAUAAAACUAAAAUGAUUGUCUCUUCUAAACUGCUGUAGUGCUAAAAACAGCCAAUAAACUGCACUUUGGAAUUA
This is a messenger RNA of Periophthalmus magnuspinnatus, 2670 nucleotides long. It is a transcript of the gene tes, whose product is annotated as testis derived transcript (3 LIM domains). The record is from RefSeq and is a predicted model, not a curated record. Bases 157 to 2121 code for a protein of 654 amino acids. Lineage: Eukaryota; Metazoa; Chordata; Actinopteri; Gobiiformes; Gobiidae. Gene Ontology annotation, molecular function: zinc ion binding. The transcript has 8 exons.